Molecule: messenger RNA, 3322 nt
Organism: Perca fluviatilis (European perch)
Lineage: Eukaryota; Metazoa; Chordata; Actinopteri; Perciformes; Percidae
Gene: gfpt2
Product: glutamine-fructose-6-phosphate transaminase 2
Exons: 19
Coding region: 145-2199 (684 amino acids)
Biological process (GO): protein N-linked glycosylation; UDP-N-acetylglucosamine metabolic process; fructose 6-phosphate metabolic process
Molecular function (GO): carbohydrate derivative binding; L-glutamine:D-fructose-6-phosphate transaminase (isomerizing) activity
Source: RefSeq, a predicted model, not a curated record
CUCCAGGAAACACCGUUUAAAUGAAUAGAGGGAGUGUGCAGUCUGGAUAGAACACGGCACAGGCAGAAGCAUCACUCCAGUCGGGGAAACUACAAGUCGUUUUCUCACAGAAAGGUAUCCAGCAACGAAGGCCAAGCUUGAGUCAUGUGUGGGAUCUUUGCCUAUCUGAAUUACCGAGUGCCUCGCACCAGAAAGGAGAUAUUUGAGACGCUGGUGAAGGGACUGCAGCGACUGGAGUACAGAGGGUACGAUUCAGCAGGUAUCGCUGUCGAUGGCCCUAGGAAGACGGCCACUGACAUCAACGACAACACCAUCUGCUUGAUCAAGAAGAAGGGGAAGGUCAAGGCGCUGGAUGAGGAGCUUUACAAGAAAGACUCACUGGACCUGGACGAGGAGCUGAGCACACACUUUGGCCUCGCUCACACUCGCUGGGCCACACACGGAGAACCCAGCGCUGUCAACAGCCACCCUCAUCGUUCUGACAAGGAUAACGAGUUUGUUGUCAUCCACAAUGGCAUCAUCACCAACUACAAAGAGCUGAAGGCAUACCUGAUCACCAAAGGAUAUGAGUUUGAGUCAGAGACGGACACAGAGGUGAUCCCGAAAUUGACCAAAUAUGUUUACGACAACCGAGAGAAUGACAUCACCUUCUCCACCCUGGUAGAGAGGGUUAUUCAGCAGCUGGAGGGGGCCUUCGCUCUGGUGUUUAAAAGUCGUCAUUACCCUGGAGAGGCUGUGUCCACCAGACCCAGGCAGAGCAGAGGUUGGAUUCAGGUUCCCCCUGCACCUCCUGGGCCUCUGGCCUCUGGGAUGCUGGCUCUAGGCCGCCGGCUUCUCUCUCGAGUCCAGGAGAAGAACAGCCAUAAUCGUCCUGACUGCACCAACAACAUUGACUCUGUGGGGGAUGGCAGGGCUGUGGAGUAUUACUUUGCCUCUGACGCCAGUGCCAUCAUUGAGCACACCAACAAGGUGUUGUACCUGGAGGAUAAUGAUAUAGCAGCGGUGACCGGCGGGAAACUCUCCAUCCACAGGAUUAACCGACAGGCUGGUGAGGAUCCAGUGAGGGCAAUCCAGACCCUGCAGAUGGAGCUGCAACAGAUCAUGAAAGGUAACUUUGAUGCCUUCAUGCAGAAGGAGAUCUUUGAGCAGCCGGAGUCAGUAGUCAACACUAUGAGAGGACGGAUUUGUUUUGAAACCAACACAGUGCUUCUCGGUGGGCUGAAGGACCACCUGAAAGAAAUCAAACGUUGCAGACGGCUGAUCGUGAUUGGCUGCGGCACCAGCUUCCACGCUGCAGUGGCUACCAGACAGAUCCUCGAGGAGCUGACGGAGUUGUCUGUCAUGGUGGAGCUGGCAAGCGACUUCCUGGACCGCAACACGCCUGUGUUUAGAGACGACGUUUGCUUCUUCAUCAGCCAGUCAGGAGAGACAGCCGACACCUUGAUGGCACUACGCUACUGCAAGAGCCAAGGUGCUCUGACAGUUGGUAUAACCAACACUGUGGGCAGCUCCAUUUGUAGAGAAACAGACUGCGGAGUCCACAUCAAUGCUGGCCCUGAGAUAGGAGUGGCUAGCACCAAGGCCUACACCAGUCAGUUUGUGGCCCUCGCCAUGUUUGGCCUGAUGAUGAGCGAGGACAGACUCUCCCUACAGCAGAGAAGACUGGAGAUAAUCAACAGCCUCAGGGAUCUACCUGAGCUGAUAAAGAAGGUUUUGGCCCAGGAUAAGAAGAUCAAGUCCAUUGCCGAGGAACUGUACCAGCAAAAGUCUCUUCUGGUGAUGGGCCGAGGUUUCCACUACGCUACCUGCCUAGAGGGGGCACUGAAAAUCAAGGAAAUCACUUACAUGCACUCCGAGGGCAUCCUGGCUGGGGAGCUGAAGCACGGUCCUCUGGCACUUAUAGACAAAGACAUGCCGGUCAUCAUGAUCAUCAUGAGAGACGCCUGCUACACCAAGUGCCAGAAUGCUCUGCAACAAGUCACGGCCAGAUCGGGUCGGCCCAUCAUCAUUUGUUGCCAGGACGACACUGACAUGUGCAAGAAUGCCUACCAGACCAUCGAGCUGCCGCAUACUGUGGACUGUCUGCAGGGCAUCCUCAGUGUCAUCCCCCUGCAGCUCAUGUCCUUCCACUUGGCUGUCCUGCGAGGAUAUGACGUUGAUUUUCCCAGAAACUUGGCCAAAUCUGUGACCGUGGAAUAAUUACAGGUCAAAAGUACAGAAAAGCAGAAAGGAGGCUUAUAGAUGUACAGUGCAAUUGAACGUUUUGUGUGUGUGUGUGUGUGUGUGUGUGUGUGUGUGUGUGUGUGUGUGUGUGUGUGUGUGUGUGUGUGUGUGUGUGUGUGUGUGUGUGUGUGUGUGUGUGUGUGUGUGUGUGUGUGUGUGUGUGUGUGUGUGUCAAAUGAAAGAGGGAGGUAUAUGGUACAAUAAAUUAAAAAAAGAGAGAGAAAUGUGAAGUCCACCAAAUAUACUGCUGAGGAAGUGCUAGUGUCAUUGAGGCCUCGCAGAACAAUCUAUGACAACAACAUUCACACAUCCAAAGCAACCAACAUGCAGUGCCUUUUUCUUAUCUCAAGAAGCCAAAUACUACAGGCUUAGCAGAAAAGCAAUGACAUGGUGUAUUGAAGUGUUUACAGUUGUGCAAUAUAUGGACCAGAUGUGCUUUAUGUAUGUACAAAAUCAUAAGUGAGGUGAUUUGUUCUCUUUCUGUUUAAUGAAUUUCUAUUGGGGGCAUCUUAACUCUCUUUGUAUAACGGGAAAUGUAGGAAUUAAACAGUUUUAUUCCAGAGAGUUCUCUGAAUUAUGAAAUUAUUAUUAUAUUUUUAUAUUUCGCUGCACAUUCAUGGCAUCACUGUGCCUGGUGGGCCACUAGCCAAUACAGUCAAUAUUUUUAGCAGAAGCUACCAGAAGGAAGUUCCUCAAUCAGACUUUCACAUUAUUACUUGAUUCUUGAUUUUAAUUUAAAAUAUAUUGUAAGUAUAUUCUGUUUAACAGGAUUGCAGUACAUGGUAGAACAUGAAACUUUCUUUAUACUUAUUAUUGUCAUAGUUUGGAGCAUUUCCAUAGACACACAUAAUAAUUAUUUAAUGAGCACUUAUGCAGCAAAAAAAACAAUGUGACUAUCGUGACUUUCACUAAUACUUUCGUUUCAUCAGCUGUUUGUAUGGGUUUAUGAUAAUCAUAAUAUUCUGUAUUUAUCUGAUUCUUAUUUUAUGGGGGCUUAAGAGAGGGUUUUGAUUUAUAUCUUUAACUGUGAUUGUAUUUUAUACUGUGUUUUAAAGACAUAAGCAGGCACUAUCAAUCAAUAAAUAGGUAAAGGAUUCUA